This is a messenger RNA of Cucumis sativus (cucumber), 950 nucleotides long. It is a transcript of the gene EXTL, whose product is annotated as 36.4 kDa proline-rich protein. The transcript is spliced from 2 exons. Bases 43 to 690 code for a protein of 215 amino acids. The record is from RefSeq and is a predicted model, not a curated record. Lineage: Eukaryota; Viridiplantae; Streptophyta; Magnoliopsida; Cucurbitales; Cucurbitaceae.
CUCCCAUUCCCACACUCUCUUUUUCUCCAUAACCAUUCAAAAAUGGAGCCUUCCAAAAUUUAUUCCCUCUUCCUCAUUUGCAUGCUUUUCAUUUCCUCAGCCUCUCCCAUCCUCGGCUGCGGUUCAUGCAGCGGCAAACCCCCUAGAAAAACCAAGCCCGGUUCCGGUUCAAAGUCCCCCAAAGGCCCCAUCACCCUUCCCCCCAUCCCCAUCAAGAUCCCUCCCGUGGUUCCAAUCCCUUCCGUCCCCAUUCCUCCUGUGGUUCCAAUCCCCUCGGUCCCCAUUCCUCCGGUGGUUCCAAUCCCCUCGGUCCCCAUUCCUCCGGUGGUUCCUAUCCCAUCUGUUCCCAUUCCACCAGUACUCCCAGUCCCUCCGAUUCUUGGAAAACCGUCGCCAGGGGUAAACACACCGUGCCCACCCUCGGGGAAAGAGACUUGUCCGAUUGACACGUUGAAGUUGGGAGGGUGUGUGAAUCUAUUGGGAGGGUUGGUGCACAUUGGAAUAGGGGACCCUGCAGCGAAUGCAUGUUGCCCUAUAAUAUCAGGGUUGGCUGAAUUGGAAGCAGCUGUUUGUCUUUGUACAACACUUAAGAUUAAGGCUCUUGACCUUAAUAUCUAUGUUCCUAUUGCUCUUCAGCUCCUUAUCACUUGUGGAAAAACCCCUCCUCCUGGCUACACUUGCUCCCUUUAGACAACAACAAAGAAAAAACAACAACAACAAAAAGGGUUGAUUGAUGUGGUAUGGAAAUGGAGUCGACAUGAGAGGAUGUCGAGUCAAAUCUUUGUCUCUAUUUUUAUUUUUCGAUUUAUUUUAUUUUUAUUGUAUGGAAUUGCUGAUGUUGUAAACCAACUUAUUUUUAAAAUUGUGAUAGUUAUUGUUGUUUAAUGUUGUGUUGUGGAUUAUUAGGCAAGAAAAGCAAAAUCUCAGUUGCCUUUGUGUUUCCUUAUUUA